Molecule: messenger RNA, 633 nt
Organism: Knipowitschia caucasica
Lineage: Eukaryota; Metazoa; Chordata; Actinopteri; Gobiiformes; Gobiidae
Source: the annotation of a GenBank genome assembly
AUGGAUAGUGCAGCAGGUCUACCAUAUGAUGAAGAGUCUAUGGCGAUCAUCCAUUUGAACAACACCACUGUCAUGUACCUGAAGGAGGUCACCAAGUUCCUGGCAAUGGUUUGCUUCCUGCGCAAAGAAAGCUUUGAGAGGAAAGGUUUGAUUGACUACAACUUCCACUGUUUCAAAAAGGCCAUAGAGGAAGUGUUUGAUGUACGCCUCAAGCCGUUCGAGCUAACCAACAUCUUAAACAUCAGGAAAGCAGCGUGUAUAGAUGGGUGGCUCUGGACGGAGGGGAACAACAGUGUAGGCCACAAAACAGCUGAAACAUGUCGACAAACCUCCUUGUUGUGGUGCCCAGUGCAGGAGGCCUUCACCGGUUUCACUGGAGUGCAGGUCACCCGCCCAGAUAACUCAGCUUUAAAACACUCAAGUCAGCUGCCGUUGCGUAACAGCAGCUGGUGGCGGUCCGUGUCUGCUCUACAUUGUUGUUACAUAAGACAAUUUGAUGUUCGCUCUCCUAAUCCCUACUGUGCGGUCGUGUGCACUCCUCCAUGUAGGAUUUUCCAGCCCGUGUCACCGUCCCAUAAGCUGCGCUGCUCUCUGCACAAGAGGGGUCAGAAAGGCGCGCCAUGGAGCACUUAG